Messenger RNA from Ilyonectria robusta, 894 nucleotides. RefSeq lists its product as uncharacterized. Lineage: Eukaryota; Fungi; Ascomycota; Sordariomycetes; Hypocreales; Nectriaceae. The transcript is spliced from 2 exons. The record is from RefSeq and is a predicted model, not a curated record. Bases 41 to 721 code for a protein of 226 amino acids.
CGAUCUUGUUGCAUCCACACCAUCACAGAUCGUCAUCAUCAUGAAGCCACAACUCAGCGCCCUCUUCCUGUGCGUGGGCUUCUUGUCCACCCUGGGAGCCGCCACCCAGAGCAGUGCGACGCAGAACCUCACUGGCGCCGCAUUAAGCAGCAAUGCGGUAUUUUACAAUGACACUUUAAUCCGAAUGAUUGCUUCGCCGACGGAUGUCGCCAACUUCACGAUCCCCGCCACGUUCCCCAAGGACGCCGAAGAUGGAGACGUCAUCCUGGUCGCUGUCGACAUGGAGAUUUCGAAUCCCAACGAGAGUUUCGACCCACGUUCUGGCAAAGCUCCGCGCUCCGAUCUGAAAAAAUCCCAGCUCUGUCAGAUGAGCGUCGCCCUGAACAACACCAUUGUCUGGGUCGGCAAGUUGUUGCCCACGUUUUCGGUCCUCGAAAUCGACUCCAAGAAGGCCUUCAACUACACCGACGGACUCGAAGGCAUAUAUCUAUCCGUCGAGCAGAAAUGCCCUUCCCUCCCGGCCGAGUUUUUGAUCCACGACGUAUCCUUGUUUAUCCAGGUCCCGGUCUCUAUGGUCAACGAGUCCGAUACUACUACCACUUCGGAAUUGCCGACAGUCACUACGAACUCUUCAGCGAACUCGAUACAAAGUUCCUCCCUCUCAGCUUUGAUCGGCAUCUAUGGUUCGCUGGCAGCAUGGUGGUUGUUGACUAAUGUCUGAUGCUGGUGUUGAGUGUUCCAAUAGGACAUCCAUCCGCUCAAUCAGUAUACGAUGCUCAGUUUCACAACCAUCACCGGAUGGAACAACACUGGUCUGUGGCUCGAGGCCUUUUAGCCGCGCCGUGGUUUUCGCACGACGUUUCGAAACCACGCAUCAUCUCCCUUUCGGGAUGC